Molecule: messenger RNA, 2259 nt
Organism: Cladocopium goreaui
Lineage: Eukaryota; Dinophyceae; Suessiales; Symbiodiniaceae
Source: the annotation of a GenBank genome assembly
AUGGACACCGUUGGACUUCUGCGGUUUGCAUGUGAUGAGGAGUCAGUGCAGAACAAAUGUUUCCACUACUUGUUUUCCUAUUGCGGGCUUCGUGGGGGCAGCGUCCCUGACAUUUGUCACUGGAAGUGGAAUUGCUUUCGCCGUGCAAUAAAGAACAGCGGAUCUAUGAACUUAUCACUGAUGAAGCUGACUAUUGUUGCUAACUAUAGUCAUGGCACUACUCUCGGAGGUGAGCGCCGGAUGAUGAGGUUGGAAUACUUGCGUCAAUUCCUGGAGAAGCAAGAAAUUGAAUACUUUGAAGAGUUAGCUGCCGAGGUUGGCAUGGACAGGGGCUGUGUCAUUGAUACUGAUUCUGCCCACAUCCUAAUCGAUGACUACCUGGAAGCCCCAAGCCUCAAGAACCGCGGCAUUUUCGCAAAGAACAAGAGCUGGUUCGGAAUCAUUUCUGCGGCCAAGAAUGUUCUCUCUGAUUGGACAAUUCUUCGCGAAGGGGUUGAUGACGAUGACACCGACGCUGCCAAUGCCGGGGCGCCAGUGGAAGAAGAAGAAGACGAAGCAGGUGAUCAAGACGAAGAACCUGAGGCGGCCAGGGGGUCUGAUGACCCACCACCUUCAAAAAUGACAAAAGCUCAACUGUUUGCCAUGUACAAAGGGAAGGGGCCUCAUGCCAUGAACUUGGACAUAUUGAGCGAUGAGGAAGUGAGGGCCCAUGCAUGUAUUAUCGUGCAUGUCACGACACCUCUUCACUGUCAAUACCAAUCUGAGUUGAAAGCUCAGACAAAUGGGUUGGCCUCCCUUAUUCAAUGGGCAGCUGCCCGUGCCAAUGGAGAGUGGGUGCAUGUGGUGUACUCCAUCCUAGGGGUUCAGUCAUCAUCGGAACUAUAUGCAGCUAUGCGCUGUGCCCCUCAUUGCGACCCUCCUGCAGCUUUUGAUUGGGGUACCAUUCAGGAUGACAUCACUUUGACCCAGCAGGUGACAUCAUUUGCUAUUGAAUUGGCUGCCAAUUGUGCCUGGGCACAAAUGCUGUACACAUUCACGCUUCCUCUGGCCAGCGCUGCCCUUCUAUCUCGCCAGCGUGCGGAACAAAAAACUGCAAUGCGCAGACUCCAGUCCUUAGUUCUGAGCAUUUUGAUUGCUGAGAAGCAGUGCGACAGGAAACCCGUCCUGAACCGGAUACUUGAAGACUUAGCCUACCAACAGGAGCCCUUUGUGCGGGAACUCAUGUUCUUACUGAAAAAGGGAAAAUUUGAUAUCGAUUCCGAUGAGAGCAGAUGCUUAUUGCUGCGGGGCGGCAUUUUCCACAGAGCCACUGACAAUGACGAGUUCUACCUGUCAUUGGGGUUCACAGCAUACUGCGCUUUAGGUGUCCGAUUGGAAAUCCAGUACCUCACUUUUCCCAACUUUGGGGCAACGACAGCUGGAAUUGACAAGUUGAAGUUCAUGUUCAACUUCAAGGUCGCUGAAGAUCUUUGCGAGUGGAGACGGGUUGUAGCCAAACCACUCCCGCCUGCCUGCAUCCCGGUGAAUUUCAGCUUCCUUGGUUCCAUCUUUCAGAUUGACUCUAAAGAUGAAUGGGUACUUCGUGGGGCCCUGCGUGAUGGGAUUUUCCUCACAGUACAGCAGCUCCGGUCUAUUUGCGGAUCCCUGAAGGUGGCACUCCCUGGAAGAAAACAAGGGAGUGGCAAAAACGGAAAUGUCGUGAAGAAAGACAUCGCCCUUUGUUUGCUGAAACAUGUAUUCCCAGAUCUUAGCGAGAACGAAGGGGAAUUGUUGAAAAUGCUCAAGCCCUUGAUGGGGUGGAACAGUACCCCAACAAAUGUGGAAAUUCUGUCUGCAAUAUCGGAGCUAGAUGUGGACAACCAAGAUGCCUUCAAACAUGUUCAAAAAGAGGCUCUCAAUCAGUUCGAAGAAGCUGUUUUUGGCAAAGGCAAGGCAUGUGGAAUUGAAGAGGCAACAAAUGCUUCCAAAUACAAGGAAAAAACCGAUUUGAAAGUUUCACAACUCAAGGAGAAGGAGGACAAAGCUGAAGUUGCAGAGCGCAAACGCCAGUUCGACUUAACACCUCCCAGUUUGAAGCUACUCUUGCCAGGAGGCGGCGCAAUCACCUCCACAUUCUGGGCCAGGUUCCAUCCGCAGAAAAAAUUCUUUCGAACUGACUAUCCAACGAGUGACAUGGCUGUUGAAGUCUCUGCGCGGGGUUGGAAACUGAUGAGUUUUGCAACAUGCAUACUGUAUAUUACUUUGAAGGCCCUUAAAUGA